AGGUAGCUGAGCUGUCGAGUGUUGUACUGUUGACUGUUGUUAUUGGUUUCGGAUCCGGACUAUUGCGCAAAAGGGUUGUUGCUAGUACAAGUACCUGUAUCCACCUGAGUAGAACAGAUAGACUCAUUUGUACAAAAUGUCUACAGCUGCUUUGGAACAAACGGAAUCAUCCAAUUUCUUGGUGGGGCUUGCCUACAAGGCCAACGAAGUAUGGGCAGAUCUGAUCGAGUUUCUGGCUAAACUUCCAGGUGGUGCCAUCAUCAUCAACUACAUUAAAGCUUCGCACAAGAACGAUCCAUGGAGAACUAUUUUAGAAGCUCUUUUGGCGUUGUUUGCUAUCAAGUAUUUUCUAGCUUCAAGAUAUUCACAGGAUGAAAGAGACAAAAUGCUACUCUCUGGUAGAGAGACCGAGGAAUUGAUUGAAGAGUGGAUACCUAAACCACUUGUGCCUGAGAUCAGAAGUGACGAGCAGUGGCAGCUGGACACGAAUCCGUUGAUUGACGGGCCCAUCACCAAAAGAGUCAAGAUACAGCACCAUGAUGGUUCUGUCAGUGACGACGUUCUCAACUUUGCGUCUCUCGACUUCCUUGGCAUGAGCAUGGAGAAGCGUGUGAAGGAUGAGUCAAUUGGAUGUAUCAGAGAUGUUGGUGUUGGUGCAUGUGGGCCACCUAACUUCUAUGGUACCCAGAGUGUUCACGUAAGAUUUUGUGAGGAUAUAGCCAAGUUCUUGGGCGCAGAAGAUAGUAUCAUAUAUGGUCAAGAUUUCAGUACUCCAAUUUCGGUUUUACCAUGCUUUCUGAAAAGAGGUGAUAUUGUGAUAGUAGAUGGUGGUGCCAACCUUGCGUUGCAAAAGGCUGCAUUGAUUUCAAGAUGUCACAUUGAAUGGUUCAAUCACAAUGAUCUUGACCAUUUGCAAGAAAUCUUGGAAAGCUUGUCUGACGAUUUGGAGCAGGGCCCACUAAACAGAAGAUUUAUUGUCACUGAAGGAUUGUCCGAAAACUUCGGUGACUCUCCUGAUUUGAAAAAGUUGGUUGAAAUCAAAAACAAGUACAAGUUCAGAUUGAUCUUGGAUGAAUCGACCUCGAUUGGUACCCUGGGUGACAAUGGUCGUGGUUUGGCAGAAGUUUACGGUAUUCCAAGAAGUGAAGUUGAAAUUACCAUUGGUAGCAUGGCUCGUGCAUUUGGUGCCAGUGGUGGAUUCUGUGUUGGUGAUAAAGAUAUGAUCUACCAUCAAAUCUUGACCUCCAAUGCCUAUGUUUUCUCAGCUUCUUUGCCUCCCUAUGUCGCAAAGGCAUCAUCUACUGUUCUUCAACUCUUGACCGAAAAUGAAAAGGAAAACCAGGUUAAUCCGUAUAUUCAACCUUUAAAGGAAAAUAGUCAUUAUUUGCACUCUCUAUUCUCGACGUCAAAAGAUCUGCAAAAUUACAUCAUUGUUAAGUCGUGCAAUUAUUCCCCUUCUUUGCACAUAAGACUCAAUCCUGAAAUUCGUAAACAAUUGGGAUUACCUGAAUCUUAUGGUGGGCCAGGCUCAAUCAUCUCCAAAGCUGUGAAAAAUGGUAAUGAAGAGUUAUACUUCGAUCCUUUCUACAAUUUAGAAUGUUUCAAGCUACAAGAGAUUAUCAAUGAUUGUGUUAACUCAAAGGUUUUACCUACUAGGACGAAAAGAAUUCUACAUCAUGAACUACUUCCAGUGGUCCCUGAGAUUAUUUUCCACUUAUCUUCCCGCCACACCAAGAAGGACUUAGAACAUGCAUACUUUACCGUUUCGAAAGCUAUUAUUGACUGCAUCGACAACUGGAAAGCAAAAGGAAAUCAACUUCAAACAUAUUAAUAUCUCUUUUCAAUUUGAUUUUGCUAAUACUUUCUAUAUUCUUUAUUUCUCAGACCUUACUCAUAUAUAAUAAAUUUUGUUGAAAACUGAACAUUAAGUAACACACUACGGUUUUAUAGAAACUAAAUAAUCAUUGUUCGUGUUAUACACUAUUUUAUAUAAAUGUAAAUCUAAAAAACUCAUUCAGCCAUAAUCAGCUAGCUGCAUAA
Messenger RNA from Pichia membranifaciens NRRL Y-2026, 2040 nucleotides. RefSeq lists its product as hypothetical. Bases 137 to 1831 code for a protein of 564 amino acids. Gene Ontology annotation, molecular function: serine C-palmitoyltransferase activity; pyridoxal phosphate binding. The transcript has a single exon. Gene Ontology annotation, cellular component: endoplasmic reticulum. Lineage: Eukaryota; Fungi; Ascomycota; Pichiomycetes; Pichiales; Pichiaceae. Gene Ontology annotation, biological process: sphingosine biosynthetic process; ceramide biosynthetic process. The record is from RefSeq and is a predicted model, not a curated record.